GGAAUGAAGGAUCUUCCCGAUUAUAUCGCCAUAAAACCAAUGCCACCUAUUCCGCUUAAAAGUGUAUUCACUGCUGCCGGCGAUGAUCUCAUUGAAUUAAUUUAUCAGUGCUUAAGGUUUGAUCCAAAUAAAAGGUGGAAUGCAACUGAAGCACUCCGCUCUUAUUAUUUUCAAUCGCUUCCAUAUGCAUGUGAUGAUUGUGACUUGCCACUUCCCAGUACGAGUCGGUCAUCAGUUUUUAAGCGAAGACGCCGAGACUAUGUAAAUAUGGAUGAUACUCCGACCAAAUUUCGUAGACGGCUUGAAUUAGACUAA
Molecule: messenger RNA, 315 nt
Organism: Acanthocheilonema viteae
Lineage: Eukaryota; Metazoa; Nematoda; Chromadorea; Rhabditida; Onchocercidae
Source: the annotation of a GenBank genome assembly